Molecule: messenger RNA, 2458 nt
Organism: Astrephomene gubernaculifera
Lineage: Eukaryota; Viridiplantae; Chlorophyta; Chlorophyceae; Chlamydomonadales; Astrephomenaceae
Source: the annotation of a GenBank genome assembly
GUACAAGCCCGUCACUUCUAUGCACAGGUAACCUUGCAUAGGAAAGAAGUAACUGGCUGCCUGCUCUACCUGCGACGCCACGUGCAUUGCAAGCAGAAUUAAUAAGCUCUUUAAGCAAGCGCUAGGUCUUACCUUAGUAUUAUUAACUUGCUAAGCAGUGCUAUGAGUGGAUUGCCGUCUUCCAAGGACAGAUCUGACAUCAGGCUGUCAAAGCAACACUAGGAAACCACUCGGACCGUCGCGACGUCAGCAUCAAGCACUGGUUUGCGAUCUUAGACUACGCAUAAGUCGACGUAACGCCAAAGUUGAAGCCGCGAGCAUUAGGACGCCCCCUCGGGCCUUCAGCUACCUCCCACCGCCCUCUCCCCGGUUCGCUGCCGAGCCCUCCGAAGGGGCGUCAUCCCCCACAUGGCGCCCCCGCCGCCCUCCGCUGCCUCCGGACAACACCCACACCAGCAGCCGCAGCAGCACCCACACGACCACGUCCUUCACGACCUCGAUGGGCAUCACCACCACCACCAACAACAACAACAACAGCAGCAACAGCAGCCUCCCCCUGACCUCCCUCCGGAGCAGCAGCAGCAGCAGCAGCCGCCCCUGCUGCCCUACCGUCUGCUCUACCCCGUCGGCUCCCGCAAGUGGAACUGCCGUGCCGCCCCGCACAAGCGCGCCGCGCUGCUGGGCGCCUACAGCGACGGCCAGACGGUCCUGGCGCAGCCGGUGCAUCAGGGUGGCGCCUGCUGGCUGGCUGUGCGGCUGGGGUGCGGGCAGGUGGGGUACUGCAAGCAGCACGACGAGGUGCACAUGCUGCAGCACCACAACACGCGCACGGGCUACGGCUGGUACCGGGUGGUGUACUGCCGGCUGGCGGACGAGGCAGCCUUCGGAAUGAGUCUGGAGACCCUCACCCCGGAGCUGCUCCGGGAGCUGGCAGCCACGCCACCCCCCGCACCGGCUCCCUCCCUGGCUCCCUCCGCUUCCCCUCCUUCCCGGCAGCACCCCACCCCUGCUGCCCCCGCAGCAUCCCCUUCCACACCCCCACCACCGCUAGCACCGCCCUCCUCCUCCUCCUCCUCAGCACCCCCAGCCCCACUCGCAGCCCCAGCAGGGGCGGAGCAGUGCCGCCGCGACCGCUGCGCCGGCUGCCGGCUGCCGCUGCGCCCCGGCGGGCUGGCCUACGUGGGCAGCUGCGGACACAGCUUCCACUUCGAGUGCCUGCGGGCGCUGGGAGACGCCAACAUCUGCACCGCCUGCGGAGUGUGGUUCGCGGUGGGUCAGUCCCCGCCCGCCGCCUGCCCGCCGCCCGCCCCCACCUCGGUGUUCCAGCAUGUGCAUCAGGCGCUGUGGUUCGUGCCGCCCUUCUACCGCUACAUCCUCAUAUACGGUGCCAUGCUGCUGCUCAGCCCGCUGGUCAUUCUGGCGUCGUGGCUGGGGCUGCUGUGAGGGGGGCGGGUGGGGGAGGGUUGAAUUAAGGAAACUGGCGAACUGUGGGGGGGGCCGGUGGAAGGCGGAUGCAUACAGCUAGUAGGACUGCAGCAGUUACCGAGGUGCCGCUGGGACGAAACCAAUCGUGAUGGGGCCUGCUGUGAAGGGGGUGUUGAUUGGUCGGGGGGAGCGAGAGGACAGUGAGGGAUGCAUGCAUGCAUGAGCUGAGGGGCGGGUGACGAGCCGCGGUUGUUGAGUGGGUUGAGUGUGCUGAGGGGCAGCAGGGGCGGAGGAGGGCAGCUUGGGAGCGUCUGAGAUGGCGGAGGUGGAGGUGUUGGUGGGGUUGGGCGGCAGGGGGCUGUUGAGUACGAAAAGGAGUGAAGGGCGGCAGCAGCCACUCGGGGCGUAGGACAGUAGGGAGGCAGGAAGUCUCGUCGGGCUGACAUGGGGCGGCCUCCUGCAACCCGUGGGCGCAUGUGGGCCCCUGACGCGGCCGGGUGGUGCUGUCCGGGGGCUGCCAGGCAAGCCAGGAGGAAUGCUUCAGUGGCCGUUGGCACCGUUGACGGUUGGUGGUGGCACACUAGAGCUGCUCGGCCCCCUCGACUCCUCGUUUCUCCUCCUCCUCCGGGUAAGCCGGGUGCAGGGCCCCAGCUGCCACUGAUGCAACCGGACCGGCCCCCACGUGCUGAGAUCCCGCAGCCCGAGGGAGCGUCACCCGGAAGAACGAGGAGAGAUGCAUCCUCUCGGCAUGCGGCGUGCAAUGGCCACCACCCCGCUGCACAGUGUGUAGCAAAGGGGCAUGUUCGCACGUGGGAUGUGUUCGCCCUCAUGCCAGCAGGGCUCGCAUGGCAUCAGCUCACACGGGCCCUCUGUGUAAGAGUUCGCAAGAGAGGGUCGGCGGAAAUGACAUGUCCUACAGAGGUUUUUGGAUCCGUGUUAAUGCACAAAGCAAGUUCAGCUAGAGGAAGCCCAUCUGGAUUUGAGUGUUGCACGGGCACCGGCUUUAAAGCUUGUGUCUUGUAACAGUUUUGAG